AUGAUCAGCAAGGGUGGAAGUGAAGCCCUUUUGCAAACCCUGGUGGACACAGCUCGGACGUCUUCCCCAGAUUAUGACAUCCUCCUUCCUCUCUUCCGGCUGUUGGCCAAGGUUGGCCUAAGAGAUAAAAAGUUCGGACAGAAGGCACUGGAAUUGGAGGCACUUGAUGUAACAUUGAUUCUGGUCAGGAAAAACCUAUCCAACAGCCAGAACCUCCUUCACUGUCUUUGGGCUCUGCGUGUGUUUGCCUCCAGUGUCACCACAGGAGCCAUGCUGGGGAUUAAUGGAGCAAUGGAACUUCUUUUCAAGGUCAUCACCCCUUAUACCCGGAAGCGCACGCAUAUAAUCAGGGCAGCCGCUGAAGUUCUGGCAACACUGCUGAAAUCCAAGUCUAACAGCCGCAGGGCAGUGAAUCGUGGCUAUGUCCCCAGCUUGCUCAGGCUGCAUCAGGACUGGCACAGCCAUGACUCAGUCAACACCUAUGUGCACAUUCGCCGUGCAUUCCUGCUCUGCCUCAAGCACAUUUCCACCCUCCGGUACGGCAGAGAGGCCUUCCUGGCAUCUCAGGGCAUGGAGAUCCUCUUCAGUACCACACAGAACUGCCUGGAUAACAAAAGAAUGGAGCCCAUCAUUUCAGCGGUUCUUCAGAUCCUGAGGCAAUGCUGCCCUAAGAGCCCCCUGCCCUUGCCCACGGCCAGCAGUGCCUAUGCCUUCCCUCUCCCUGACAGCAUCACCUUUGAGCCUCCACGAGUUCUAACUGAAGAGGAUUUUGACGAUGAUGGUGAUGAAGAAAUAGACAAAGAUUCGGAUUCUGAAGAUGUGAAAGAGGAAGACGAUGACUUAGAAACAGAUGUGAACAGACUAAGUUGCAAACCUGGCCUUGACCGACCUGAAGGGGAGCUGGAACAGUAUGAGGCGAUGUGUCCUGAGCUCUCCUGUAGCUUUCAGGAACUUGAAGAUGACUUGCAGUUUGAAGAGACUCUGUGUGCCAAUCACCACCACAUUCCUACAGUUGCCUCCUCAAAGCAGCCUUGCUUGGAUAAGGACCAAAGCCACCGGGGACUUGAAAGAGAAGACAUUGUCCAGAUUUCCCUUCUGAACAUGGUGAAGACUGGGAGGUCCACUGUGCAUCUAACUUCUAAAAAAUACCCUGUAAUAAAAACUUACCAAAAUGUCUCAUCCAAUGGUCUUCGGAUAGAUUCUUCUGGAAGUGAAAUCCCUAACAUUCAGGCUUCCCUCAAGGAUCCAGCUUGGGACAUAGAUGCAAUUUCCUGUCCAAAGAUGAGUACCUCCCCAGGCAAUCCUACUCUGACUAGAGACAGUGUUGAAGUAAUAGAAGAGCUUCUGAAAAUACAUCCCAAAGAUGUCCCGUUCCAUGAUCCCGAACUCUAUAUGGCUAAAGCCAGAAGAACUAAAUCUGUGGCAGACUUCAAGAUGGUGGCAUUUCCUGAUCUCUGGGGACACAGCCCACCUCUCUCUAGCCAGUCUGUGUUGGAACGCAAAUGUGGAGUUCAGAGGAUCAAGAUAUUUGAGGAUGUUCAGAGGCUUCUCCAGCCAAAUGAAAUCAUCAACAAAGUUGUCUUCAGUUUGGAUGAGCCUGAGUCUUUGGAAGACUUUAGUGCUUCUCAUUGCUUGAGAUUCUUCUCUAAAUUUGAGUCAGGAAAUCUUCGCAAAGCCAUCCAAGUACGAGAGUUUGAGUAUGACUUGUUGCUCAAUGCUGAUGUGAAUAGCACCCAGCACCAGCAGUGGUUCUACUUCAAGGUGAGCGGUAUGAGAGCUGCUGUCCCUUAUCGUUUCAACAUCAUCAACUGUGAGAAGCCCAACAGCCAGUUCAACUACGGGAUGCAGCCAACCAUGUAUUCAGUGAAGGAGGCUCUCCUCGGCAAACCUACCUGGGUACGGACGGGCUUUGAAAUCUGUUAUUAUAGAAAUCAUUACCGCCUGAGUGCAGCUGCCACAGGAGGAACAUCGACAAAGUGCUAUUACACCCUGACCUUUGCUGUCACUUUCCCACACAAUGAGGAUGCCUGCUACCUGGCCUACCAUUACCCCUACACCUAUUCGGCCCUUAUGACACAUCUUGACCUCCUGGAAAAAAGUGUCAACCCAAGACAGGUCUACUUCCGGCAGGCGGUUCUUUGUCGGACUCUGGGAGGGAACCCAUGUCCACUGGUAACCAUCACGGCCAUGCCUGAGUCAACCAGCAUUCACCAUCUAGAGCAGUUCCGGCAACGCCCAUACCAAGUGAUGACUGCCCGAGUUCAUCCAGGGGAGAGCAAUGCCAGUUGGGUGAUGAAGGGGACCUUGGAGUUCCUGAUCAGCAGUGACCCUGUGGCUCGACUACUGAGGGAAAACUUCAUUUUCAAGAUUAUUCCCAUGCUCAAUCCAGAUGGUGUCAUCAAUGGCAAUCACAGAUGUUCACUCAGAGGGGAAGAUUUGAACAGACAAUGGCUUUUCCCCAGUGCUCAUCUCCAACCCACAAUUUACCACGCCAAAGGACUCCUCUACUACCUAAACAGCAUUGGAAGAAGUCCCAUGGUCUUCUGUGAUUUCCAUGGUCACUCUCAAAAGAAGAAUGUAUUCCUUUAUGGUUGUAGCAUUAAAGAAACCUUGUGGCAAAGUGCAAGUCCUGUGAGUUCAUCUACUGUCUUAGAGGAUGUCAGUUACAGGACUCUUCCCAAAAUCCUUGAUAAGCUAGCACCGGCAUUCACAAUGGGCAGCUGUAGCUUCCUCAUCGAGAAAUCCCGAGCCUCCACAGCCAGGGUCGUGGUGUGGCGAGAGAUGGGAGUGUCCAGAAGCUACACCAUGGAGAGCAGCUACUGUGGCUGCAACCAAGGCCCGUAUCAGGUAUGUGAGUGACUGUGGAAAAGGACCAAGAAUGAGUGACUUGUGCAGUGUGAUGGCACACAAGGUCGACAGUUUGGUACCUGUGAAUUGGAGGAGAUGGGAGCCAUGUUUUGCUUGGGCCUCCUCAUCUUGGAACUCAAAUCUGUAAGCUGUAGUCAUCAACUCCUGGCCCGUGCAUCAGCUGUGUUGAAUGCAGAGUCAGAGGUUCUGGAUUACCACCUCCAGAGGUAA
Elephantulus edwardii (Cape elephant shrew) is the source of this 3078-nucleotide messenger RNA. RefSeq names its product ATP/GTP binding protein-like 1 (gene AGBL1). Gene Ontology annotation, molecular function: metallocarboxypeptidase activity; zinc ion binding. Lineage: Eukaryota; Metazoa; Chordata; Mammalia; Macroscelidea; Macroscelididae. The record is from RefSeq and is a predicted model, not a curated record. The transcript is spliced from 21 exons. Gene Ontology annotation, biological process: C-terminal protein deglutamylation; proteolysis; protein side chain deglutamylation.